CCGCCUACUUUCCCAUCUCCCGAGUCCCAACCCAACGCCUCGUCCUAAAAAGAUCUCUCUCCCUCCCUCCUCUUUUUCAUUAAACGAGAGAGAGAUAAAAAGAAGGAAGAAUGAGGCCGGAAGCCGAGUUGAAGGCGAACGGAGGAGCAGCCAUGGCAGCGCCGCCGCCGGGGCCUCACGCGGCGUGGCACUCGCCGGUGCCGUACCUCUUCGGGGGGCUGGCGGCGAUGCUGGGUCUCAUCGCCUUCGCCCUCCUCAUCCUUGCCUGCUCUUACUGGAAGCUCUCUGGCUACCUCGAGAGCGGUGAUGGCGAUGUCGAGAACCGGGGCGGUGACGGGAAAACCAGCGCCGACCCCGCCGCCAAGCCGCGGGAAAGCUUCGAGCCGCGGAUUGUGGUCAUCAUGGCCGGCGACGAGGAGCCCACCUUCCUCGCCACGCCCAUUUCCAGCCGCGCCGCCGCCGACAGAGCUGUCGACACCGCCGGGAGCGAGAGCGUUGCUGACGGGAAGAAGACGGAAAGCGCGGCAACCGCACUGGCCGGCGAGCCGACACGGAACCACUGGGUGGAGGGCGAGCAGAACCACCUAGGCCAGGGCCAGAACGAAGAGCAGUGAUAUUUUUCUUCUUUUUUUUUUUUCUCUUUUUCGUCUUUUUGGUUCGACAGGAUUGGAGGAAAAAAAAACAAAAGAAGAAGAAGAGGAAACUUUUUAAGUCAGGAUUGUAAAUUCUUGAGUUAGAUUGGAAUGGAGAAAGAUUAAUUCUCUCAA
Molecule: messenger RNA, 767 nt
Organism: Phoenix dactylifera (date palm)
Lineage: Eukaryota; Viridiplantae; Streptophyta; Magnoliopsida; Arecales; Arecaceae
Product: protein GLUTAMINE DUMPER 2-like
Biological process (GO): regulation of amino acid export
Source: RefSeq, a predicted model, not a curated record